Molecule: messenger RNA, 561 nt
Organism: Mucor velutinosus
Lineage: Eukaryota; Fungi; Mucoromycota; Mucoromycetes; Mucorales; Mucoraceae
Exons: 1
Coding region: 1-561 (186 amino acids)
Source: RefSeq, a predicted model, not a curated record
AUGCGUCUCUUCCAAAAUAUGAUGCACGAAGUCAAUCCUUUUGUUGACUUAUUUAAAACCAUGGAGGAGCUAUCAGUUGGGCAACCUGGAGGAAUUCAAAAUAUACGAAUGAUAUUUCGUUCAGAGGAUUCUCCUGAUCCAAGAAGAAGGUACAAUAGACCAAGAGUUCCAGAAACUGGUAUACUAUUGUUUGAUGGCGACAAUGAAAGCAGCAACGAACAGCCAAAGAAUCGUGAUAUCGUCUUAAGAUUGAAAGGUUCCGGUGAUAACCUAACAAGGAUUAAUGAAACCAAUCAAUUCUUUGAUCCUCUUCAAUACGUUUUGAUGUUUUUAUUUGGCGAUCCUGGAUGGCACAUCAAAGUGAAAAGCUUUGAUCCCUCUGAAACCGAAAUUGACAUUGCAUCUGAUAGCAAUAAUAAUGAUGAGGACAAAACCUUCACCAUCAUGCAAUACUACAGCUCAAGAUUGAUGGUACGACAAGGACAACAGCAACACUACGGCCCAACUGAUAUUCUCACAGAACAUCGAUGCGCUCUUUUGGGAACAUCGAUGUUCUCAUGA